Molecule: messenger RNA, 492 nt
Organism: Quercus lobata
Lineage: Eukaryota; Viridiplantae; Streptophyta; Magnoliopsida; Fagales; Fagaceae
Exons: 1
Coding region: 1-492 (163 amino acids)
Source: RefSeq, a predicted model, not a curated record
AUGGGAGGGAGUACUAGAAGCCACACACAAAUGCAACUUUUUAGAGACACAAUUGAUGAAUGUGGUUUUUUGGACAUGGGUUACAAGGUUCAUCCGUUCACAUGGAAGAAGUUUUUUAGAGAUGGGAGAACAAUUGUAGAGAGAUUGGCUAGGUGUUUGGCCAAUAACGAGUGGUUGGUUCGAUUUGGGGGUUCUAUGGUGCACCAUCUGACUUGUAGUACCUCUGAUCAUUCACCCCUGUGGAUCUUACCCGAAAAUCUGGUGGUGAUUAAUUCAGAGAAGCCAUUCCGUUUUGAAGAGAUGUGGCUGGCUGAGAAAGGGUGUACAGAUACUGUCAAGGCCGAAUGGGGGAAGUGCAGAAACAACACCAAUAAUCCAUCGGGCAUUGUCAGGAAAAUUGAGAAUUGUGGUAAAGCUUUAACAAAGUGGAGCCGCAAUUGCUUUGGUAAUGUCCAAAAAGAGUUGAAGCAUAAACAAAAACUGUUGGCUUAA